AUGGCUCCCUGCAUAGCCGUCACCUUGGCGUUGGCCGGAUUCCUGGCGGCCGCUCAUGCUGCAACGCUGGGGGUGGUCUACACCGACGGAGGAUUCGUAGAAGGAACCAAUAAGAAAAUUGGCCUCAUUUCCUCCACUUAUCUGGAUGUUUUCAAGGGAAUUCCCUUUGCUGCUCCUCCCAGAAUCCUUGAGAAAGCAGAGAGGCAUCCGGGAUGGUCUGGGACUCUGAAGGCCACAGACUUCAAGCCUCGCUGUCUGCAGGCCACCUUAUCCCAGACGGACACCCGCGGAGAGAACGACUGCCUCUACCUGAAUGUCUGGGUCCCUCAGCCCGGUAAAUCAGUGUCCACCAACCUGCCCGUCAUGGUGUGGAUUUAUGGUGGCGCCUAUCUGUUCGGUUCAGCGGAGGGCGCCAAUUUCCUCAGCAAUUACCUGUAUGAUGGGGAGGAGCUGGCCCUCCGCGGGAACGUCAUUGUGGUGACCUUCAACUACCGCUUGGGACCCCUGGGAUUCCUCAGCACCGGAGACGCCAACCUACCAGGUAACUAUGGUCUGUGGGAUCAGCAUAUGGCCAUUGCGUGGGUCAAGAGGAACAUCGCUGCUUUUGGAGGAAACCCUGACAACAUCACCAUCUUCGGAGAGUCGGCGGGAGCUGCCAGUGUCUCCCUGCAGACUCUGUCUCCUUACAAUGUUGGGCUUGUCAAGCGAGCGAUCAGCCAGAGCGGCGUCGCCCUGUCCCCCUGGGCCAUUCAGCAAGACCCUCUCCUCUGGGCUCGACAGGUGGGCACAAAAGUGGGCUGUCCCGUGGACGACACCGCCGCUCUCGCCAACUGUCUGAGAAUUACAGACCCCCGUGCCGUUACCCUGGCCUUCAAGCUGGACCUGAUAAACCUUCAGUAUCCCGUGGUGCACUACCUGGCCUUCUCCCCAGUCAUCGAUGGAGAUUUCAUCCCUGAUGAUCCAAUCAAUCUCUUCUCCAACGCGGCCGACGUGGAUUACCUGGCGGGUGUGAAUAACAUGGACGGACAUAUGUUCGCGGGAAUGGACCUGUCUGUCAUCAACAAACCGCAAGAAGAUAUCAAAGCGGCUGAGGUGGAGAAGUUGGUGCAGGAUCUCACGCUCCCUAAGGGCUCAUUAGGAGGUAACUUGGCCUAUGAGCUUUACACAUCAAAUUGGGGGCCCAGUCCUAGCCAGGAGCUCAUGAAGAAGACCAUUGUUGAUGCAGAAACUGAUUAUAUCUUCCUGGUCCCUACACAAGAAGCUCUCGCUCUUCACGCUAUGAAUGCCAGGAGUGGGAAGACCUACAACUACCUGUUCUCCCACCCAUCCCGCAUGCCAUUAUACCCAAGCUGGGUGGGCGCUGACCACGCAGACGACCUGCAGUACAUCUUUGCUAAGCCGUUCACAACUCCACUGGCCUACAGAACAGAGGACAGGGACGUAUCGGCCGCGAUGAUCGCUUACUGGACCAACUUUGCUGCCACAGGGGACCCCAACCAGGGACCAACCAAAGUCCCCACCUCAUGGCUGCCCUACAACACGCUGUACGGCCAGUACCUGGAGAUUAAUAACAGCAUUACCUACAAUUCCUUGAAGCAGGGGCUGCGCUCACCUUAUGUCCGCUUCUGGGCCCAUACUUACCGGAAUUUGCCCAAACUGUAAGCAGC
Bufo bufo (common toad) is the source of this 1667-nucleotide messenger RNA. RefSeq names its product bile salt-activated lipase-like. The transcript is spliced from 11 exons. The record is from RefSeq and is a predicted model, not a curated record. Gene Ontology annotation, molecular function: sterol ester esterase activity; triacylglycerol lipase activity; signaling receptor activity. Gene Ontology annotation, cellular component: cell surface; postsynaptic specialization membrane; synapse. Gene Ontology annotation, biological process: postsynaptic membrane assembly; synaptic vesicle endocytosis; presynaptic membrane assembly. NCBI's taxonomy places the organism in Eukaryota, Metazoa, Chordata, Amphibia, Anura, Bufonidae. Bases 1 to 1662 code for a protein of 553 amino acids.